GGUUCAAUGGCCCCAUCAUCAUUAAGUGUAGAUAUCCAUCAAUAAAAAAAUGCCUACAUGGGAUUUGGAUCGACUAAUUGUCUUAGACGAUAUUAAAUAUGAACAAUCACUCUUAAAAACCCCUCAUGAUCUAACCGUUUGGUUAAAAUACUAUCGGUCCAAAGAAAUGCAACAAUGUGAUGAUCAUCUUACAAUAAUCCAACUGAAAGUUUCGAUUUUGAGUCGUGCAACUACUGCUCUACCUGGAUCAUACAAGAUUUGGCUUCUUUAUUUGGACCUUCGUACUCUGCUAUUAGAAGAUGUCUCCUACAUAAGUAAUAAGCAACAAUUCAACAUUGUCAAUGAUCUAUUUCAAACAUCCUUACAUUGGCUUAAAAAAUAUCCAGUGAUAUGGCAAAGAUAUUUAUCAUUCCUUAUAAAAACUCAAAUUUCACAAAUUCUGUUUAUUCGUAAAGAAUUUAACCGAAGUUUAUUUAAUCUCCCUAUUACACAACAUCAUUUGAUAUGGCCACUAUAUCUUGAAUUUGCUAAUAAAAUUGGUGGACUUACGUUGAUCCAAACUUAUACCAAGUUUUUACAAUAUGAAAUCCCAGAAGAUUUACAAACUAAUGAUAAUCAAUUUGGAGUCUCUAUUGAAGAGAUUAUUCUGAAGCUCAUUGCAAAUGGUGGAAUUAAAGAAGCUUCUGCAUUAUUCAAAACAAUUUUACAAAAUUUCAGUAAAUAUGCAUUGAUGGGGAAGUCUCAACUUCAAUUAUGGCUAGAUUUUAGUGAUUUGAUAUCUACUAAUGCCAAAAUACUUCUGCAAAAUUCUUCUUUUGAAAUAGAUUCAUUUUAUGAGGAACUUAUCUUUGAAGGAUUGGAAAAAUUUCCUGAUCAAAUCAGUAAGUUCUAUUUAAAACUUAUUCUGUAUCAUGUGAAAAGGAAAAAUUUUCAGAAAUGCAGAUAUUUAUUUGAUAAAGGGUUAAAGGAAUGUGUUACAGUUCGAGAUUUUAUUAUAAUUUUUGACUCUUUUACAGAGUUUGAAGAGAAACUAAUCAAUGAAAUUGCUGCUAAAUUAGAAUUGAAUGAGGAUGAUAAAGAGUUAACAUUGGACCUUAAUAUAAGAAUGACUUAUUUGGAACAAUUAAUUGAUAAUAGAGCAAUUUAUUUGAAUGAUAUGAUGUUACGACAAGAUCCAAAUAAUAUUGAUGAAUGGAUGAAAAAAAUAGAAAUCCAUGAAACAACUCAAAAUAUAAACAAAGUCCUUAGUUCGUAUGCAGAAGCACUUACCACUAUAAACCCAUUUAAAGCACACUCGUUGAGUAACAACGCUAACAAUACUUAUCCUCAAAUUUGGAUGAAUUAUGCCAAAGUUUAUACCUCGAAUAAGGAUUAUAAAACAGCGUCAGUCAUUUUAAGUAAGGCAAUUCAAUCACAGUUUCAAUCUCCAGACGAUUUAGCAUCAAUUUAUAUAGAAUGGAGUCAACUUGAGAAUAUAGCUGGUAAUUACGAUGAAGCUAUAAAAAUUGUGGAAGAUGCAUGUAAUUUCAUUCCUGAAAAUGAAUAUGAAUUCAUUGAUUAUACUGAUGAUUCAAUAGAUGUACAUAUUCGAUUGCACAAGUCGACAAAAUUGUGGUCAUAUUAUUUAGAUAUGUUAGAAUCAUUUGUUGAAUCUGGUACAUUGGAGGAAAUUGAAAGAGUGAGCCAAGCAUUUGAUAAAUUAAUAUAUCUUAAGAUAGCUACUCCAUUGAAUAUCGUUAAUCAUGCAUCAUUUCUUGAAGAUUGGGAAUAUUAUGAAAAAUCUUUUACUAUCUAUGAAUUAGGGAUCAAAAUUUUCAAGUAUCCUAUUUCAUUUGAAAUAUGGAACAUUUAUUUGGUGAAAGCCAUAACACACAAGUUAAAUACAGAAAGAAUCAGAGAUUUAUUCGAACAAUGUUUGAAUGGUGAUAAUAAUGAACAAACAAGAUGUCCUCCUGACUUAUGCAAGCCAAUUUAUAUUUUGUAUUCUCGGUUCGAAGAAGAAAAUGGUUUGAUACUCAAAUCGCUCAAGGCAUUAAAAUCUUGUAUCGACCGAUUGAACGAAGGACUUUCACAGGGUUUUAAUAAGUCCAAAAUAAUUCAACAAAAAUGUGAUGUUUAUAAGAUAAUCAUAGAAAAAUACGAACUACUUGAAGAUAUAUCACUUCUUCGUGAAACGUAUUCAACGAUUUUGCAAGAUAUGAGUCUUCCAGUAGAUAAACUUGUUUCCUUUGCAGUUAAAUUUAUUGAUCUUGAAACGAAACAUAAGGAGUUUGCGAGAGUUCGGUCCUUAUUUAAACAUAUACUUGAAUUAAAGAAUCCCGUGGAGUUAUCUGAAGUUUGGGAAAAAUGGCAACAAUUUGAACUCAAAUUUGGUAAUGAAAAUGAAUACAAGGAAUUAUUAAGGUAUAAACGUUUGACGACCACAAAGUUUGAGACAGAGUUGAUGUUACAAAAUUCUGUUGCGCCAAAGGGAUUUGUUAAAGCUACAGAAUUCAAUGAAGCCACUACCGAACGAAAGGAUAACGUUGCGGAUCCUAUUGAAAAUCCUAUUGAAAAUGCGGAAGAAAUUGAAUUAGAUAUGGACUAAAGAGUUCUUAAAAGGAAUUAUAGAGUAAUUAAUGUAUUAUGUAAAAAUCUAAUGUGUUUACGCUUAUAUACGAUUCAUUUAGAUGUAUCUUUUCUGGGCAGUAUAUUAUUCACGUUGAAAUAUUAU
Messenger RNA from [Candida] anglica, 2713 nucleotides. Lineage: Eukaryota; Fungi; Ascomycota; Pichiomycetes; Serinales; Debaryomycetaceae. The record is from the annotation of a GenBank genome assembly.